Messenger RNA from Penaeus chinensis, 1772 nucleotides. RefSeq names its product venom carboxylesterase-6-like. The record is from RefSeq and is a predicted model, not a curated record. The coding region runs from base 24 to 1658 and encodes 544 amino acids. The transcript is spliced from 13 exons. Lineage: Eukaryota; Metazoa; Arthropoda; Malacostraca; Decapoda; Penaeidae.
ACAGACGCCGCCGGGCUGCCGCCAUGAACAACAAACUGUGGCUGUGCGUGGCAGCAGCGUUCCUGGGGAUCGCGUGGGCGGCGCCCAGGGAGGACCGCCCCUUGGUGGAGGUGGCGCAGGGGAAAGUUCUCGGGGAGUCGCGGCAGGACCACGGGGUGUUCUAUCUGGCCUUCGAGGGGAUUCCUUUCGCCAAGCCUCCCACACACAAUAUGCGGUUCAAGGACCCCGAGCCGGCCGAGGAGUGGAAGGGGGAGCUCGACGCCUCGAGCCUCCCGCCGCCGUGCGCGCAGUUCGUCCUCGGGGGGAGGGAGGACUGCCUCUACCUCAGCGUCUACGCACCUCAGAAUGCCUUAGAAGCCAAGGAGCCCUUGCCAGUUAUGGUGUUCAUCCACGGCGGAGGCUUCUACUUGGGCGCCGCCCUGAACAACCAUGGAUUCCAGCCCAUGGUAGCGAAGGGCGUCAUCGUAGUGGCUAUGCAGUACCGCCUUGGUGUUCUCGGGUUCCUGUCAACGGAGGACUCAGUUGCCCCGGGCAACCUUGGACUCAAGGACCAAACCCUUGCCCUCCGCUGGAUCAAGGACAACAUCGCAUCCUUCGGUGGGGACAGCGAGAGAAUCACCCUCUACGGAGGAAGCGCCGGAGCGGCGUCCGUCCACUACCAGAUGCUCGCCCCGCCCGCGGCAGGUCUGUUCAGCGCUGCCAUCCUUCAGAGUGGUUCUUCCUUCUGCCCCUUCGCCAGGGGAAGGAACUUCUUGCAGGCGGCACAGAAGAUAGCUGCUAGGUUUGACUGCCCGAUAGAGCCAAGCGAGUUGCUCGUGACGUGUCUGCAGUCCGUCAAUUUCCACCUGCUGGACGAAAUGUAUUUCACCUUCUUUGAAUGGAAUGUCCAGCCUUUCACCUUUGCCCCGCGCGUGGACGGCGUGUUCCUGCCCGACGAGCCGGUGACACUAGUCCGCGAGGGGCGCUUCCACCGCGUCCCGGUCAUGAUGGGGAUCAACGCCAACGAGAUGGCGCUGCAGUCCGUGGAGAUGUAUGCUGAUCAGCUCCUGAUAAACAGCCUAGAGAGCAACUUCGAGGUGACGGGCCCCGUGAGCCUCGGGUUAUUCGACGACGAGGAGCCUGUCAGCACCGCCGCCGUGAUCUAUGACUACUAUCUCGGAGGCGUCAACCUCGGAAAGGAAAACGUUGAUAACGUUACUCAGAUGUUUACCGAUGGUUACUUCUCCGUACCGCAUGAUUGGCUCACUAUGCUUAUGGCUGACCAAGUCCCGGUGUACACAUACGAGCUGCAGCAUCGAGGUGAACACGGAUACACCAAUAAUUACCUCGACCUCGGCCUCGACCUCCCACAAGCUGCAAAAUAUGUGUCCCACGGUGACAACAAGCAGUACAAUACUCAGCCUGGAUACGGCAAGCUCAACGCCACGGACGACAUCGCCGUCGGGGACUUCAUCACCACCACAUGGACCAAUUUCGCCAAGACAAGGAACCCGACACCUGACGACUCCCUGGCACUCACCUGGGAGAUGGCCACUUCCGAGAACCUGAGGCACCUGGCCAUUACUCCCGCACCAGCCAUGGAGGACGACAAGCGAGCCGUGAACAGGGCCUUCUGGCGAACUCUGCCGCUCAGAAUCAAUGCACUCAUGAACGCGUAGAACCAUCUUCUCAGAGUCGAGUGCAUCGCAGUAACGACCGCUUACACAUAUUGCAGAGUGAUACUCGAGAUUUUGUACGGAAUGGGUUAAAUAAAUAUCCAAUACUAAAAUGCA